Molecule: messenger RNA, 1057 nt
Organism: Mus caroli (Ryukyu mouse)
Lineage: Eukaryota; Metazoa; Chordata; Mammalia; Rodentia; Muridae
Product: olfactory receptor 10AG1-like
Biological process (GO): G protein-coupled receptor signaling pathway
Cellular component (GO): membrane
Molecular function (GO): G protein-coupled receptor activity; olfactory receptor activity
Source: RefSeq, a predicted model, not a curated record
UUCUUGAAAAUACAAUUAAAUUAUCUUUUUCAAAUUUACCACAUCUACAGAUGAAGACCUAUUCAAACGAGAAAAAUUGAAUGCCUCCACACUGAUGGAAUUUAUUCUUCUUGGGUUUUCUAAUGUUCCUCAUUUGCAGUGGGUGCUGUUUAUGGUAUUUUUGUUUAUGUAUAUGACAAUUCUGUUGUGCAACAGCAUUAUAAUAGUGUUAGCAAAAACGGACCCUGCUCUCCAGACUCCUAUGUAUUUUUUCCUUAGCAACUUUUCCUUUUUGGAAAUCUGUUAUGUAACAGCUACUAUUCCAAGAAUGCUUAUGGAUUUAUAUACCUCAAAAGGAAACAUUUCUGUGCUUGCAUGCGCAACACAAAUGUAUUUUGUCCUUAUGUUGGGAGGCACAGAGUGCCUCUUGCUAGCAGCUAUGGCCUAUGAUCGUUAUGUGGCUAUCUGCCACCCUCUACAAUAUUCUCUACUUAUGAAGAAUAAGGUGUGUUUACAGCUGGUAGCUGCCUCCUGGAUCAGUGGGAUUCCAGUAGAAAUUGGGCAGACCUACCAGAUAUUCUCCCUUCACUUUUGUGCUUCUAACAGAAUAGAUCACUUUUUCUGUGACAUCCCACCACUUCUUAAGCUUGCUUGUGGUGACACCUUUAUGAAUACAGUUGCAGUCUAUGUUGUUGCAGUGGUGUUUGUUAUGGUUCCAUUUCUGCUAAUCAUUGUCUCCUACAUCAAGAUUAUCUGCAACAUUAUGAAACUAUCUUCAGCCAAAGGGAUGGCCAAGGCUUUUUCCACCUGCUCGUCCCACCUGAUAGUUGUAGUCUUGUUCUAUGGAACAGCAAGCAUUACUUACUUACAGCCCAAACAAAGCCAGUCAGAAGGAAUGGGGAAGCUGUUGUCUCUUUUCUACACCAUUUUGAUCCCAGCUUUGAAUCCUAUUAUAUACACUCUGAGGAACAAAGAUAUCAUGAUGGCACUGAGAAAAUUACACAGUAAGUUACUGAUAUGGUGGGAAAAUGUAAAAUAAAAAAGUACAGAUGCAUACAAUUGGAAAUUCAAGCUUGGU